CCGGCGGGUGGGCGGACCUGACCCCCCGAGCGGAGCUGGGCGAGCUGCCCGUCGUCUCCCGGCCCCUCGGCCAGCUCGGCCCCGGCGACGUCUGCGAUCCGCUGCCGGACUGUCCCGGGCGGGCCCCGGAGGACGGCGCGUUCCGCAUCACAGUGAUCACCUGGAACGUAGGUACAGCCAUGCCCCCAAAUGAUGUGACGUCCCUGCUGCACCUCAACACGGGGGAGACAAAUGAUGUGGACAUGAUCGCCAUUGGGCUGCAGGAGGUAAACUCCAAGAUAAACAAGCGUUUGAAGGAUGCCCUCUUCACAGAUCAGUGGAGUGAACUCUUCAUGGAUGUGCUGAGCCCCUUCCACUUCAUCCUGGUCAGCACAGUGCGGAUGCAAGGUGUGAUCCUGCUGGUGUUUGCCAAGUACUACCACCUGCCCUUCCUGCAGGACAUCCAGACAGACUGCACUAGGACAGGGCUGGGGGGAUACUGGGGCAACAAGGGUGGGGUGAGUGUUCGUCUCUCCAUCUUCGGCCACAUGGUCUGCUUCCUGAACUGCCACCUGCCAGCACACCUGGAGAAGGCAGAGCAGCGCAAGGAGGACUUUGCCACCAUACUGCACAUGCAGCAGUUUGAGGGGCCUGUGGCCAACGGCAUCCUGGAUCAUGACCUCGUGUUCUGGUUUGGGGACCUCAAUUUCCGCAUCGAGAGCCUGGACAUCUGUUUUGUGAAGUAUGCCAUUGACAGCAAUGUCCUGAGCCAGCUCUGGGAGAAGGAUCAGCUCAACAUUGCCAAAAGCACCUGGCCUGUUCUCAGAGGCUUCCAGGAGGGACCCCUGAACUUCCCACCCACUUUCAAGUUUGAUGUGGGCACCAACAAGUAUGACAGCAGUGCCAAGAAGCGAAAACCUGCCUGGACUGACCGCAUCCUGUGGAAGAUAAAACCUCCCAGCAAGGGGUUGGGCACAGGUGGGCACCGGCCCAGCCAGGGUGUGUUGUCAGUAAGCCAGCUGUGCUACUGCAGUCACAUGGAAUACACCAUCAGCGACCACAAGCCAGUAGCUGCCAUCUUUGCUGUGCAGUUUGCUUCCAAGGUGGACAAGCCCCUGGUUGAGAUUUAUGUGGCUGAUGAGUGGAGCAGGCCUGAGCAAGCAGUUGUCAGGUACAAGAUGGCUGUUGGCUUCCACCGGAGCUCCUGGGACUGGAUAGGACUCUACCGGGUGGGCUUUCGGCACCCUAAAGACUACGUGUCCUAUGUCUGGGCUAGGAGUGAUGAUGGGGAGCGCUGCCUGGAGAAGCAGCUGUGUGCACAGGUGAUGUUCUCUGAGGAAGCACUGCCCAAGGGGAAUGGCGAGUACAUCCUUGGAUACUACAGCAACACCUCCAAUAGCAUCGCUGGUGUGACUGAGCCCUUCCAGAUUUCCCUACCCAGGUCAGAGGAGGGCAGCAGCUCUUCGGACAGCUCAGGCAGCAGCUCAGAAGAGGAUGACAGUACACUUGUCCUCCUGGCCCCUAAAUCCCGUAGCCCCAGCCCGGGCAAGAUGAAACGUCACCGGAGCCGAAGCCCCAGCCUGGCCAAGUUCCAGGGCCUCAUCCUGCGGCCAUCAAGCCGGGACAGGGGUACAAGCCGCAGUCCCUCACCCCAGAGCCGUCGCAGCCUCCCCAGGAAUAUCCCUACUAUCCAUCUGCCCCAGGAUGAGUUGGGACACCACGCAGGCAAAAGCAAGGAGCUGGGACAGGCAGCCAAGAACCCAGAGGGCAGUUCGUUCUAUCAGACUGUGCAGGAGCAAGGUGGCCUCCGGUGUAUGUCUCCUGACAGCUCCCUGGCCAGGGCUGACCCCCGGAACCUGGGCCUGCUGCCUGCAUUGCGCCUGGAGAUGAUUGACCAGGCCCUGGGCCAGCGGCAGGAGAGCUCAGACCAGGGCUAUUAUCCCUGCCGGAAAAUGAGCCCCACCAGCCCCCCAGGCUGUGGCACCUCCCCAAAGGAGGGGCACAGCCCCCAGGAACUGGACAGACAUAGCUAUGCCAUGGGCCACUGAUGUAGCGGCUCCCUUUCUCCUCCCCAUAGCGUGCUUGCUGUGUGCUUUCCUCUGCCACUUCCCUGCUGACGACACUCCCUACCUUAUUUAUUGCAGUGACUCCUCACCCCUGCUGUGUGCCUGGCAGGUAGAGCCCCCCCCACCCUCACUGCAUCCAGCCCAAGCUCCUGCCCUGGGCAGGGCUGUGAGGUGACAACACAGGGGAGGGUGGGCAAAGCUCGUUUGGGGAAUCCCUCAUGAACUUCCAAGUGCAGGACUCUUGUCCCAUGACAGGAAUGUUGACCUCACACCUGAGGUCGCACAAGAGGCCAGGGCAGGGCUCUGGCAGGAAUGGUGAAGGGCACAGAGCAAGGACCAGCACAGGGUACCCUGGAGAUCAAAGCUUGCUCCUUCCCUGCUCUACCACUGUGCCUCAGCCUGAACAUAGUGCAAGUGACAAAAUAAAUGAUCCUGCCCACCCCA
Molecule: messenger RNA, 2489 nt
Organism: Pseudopodoces humilis (Tibetan ground-tit)
Lineage: Eukaryota; Metazoa; Chordata; Aves; Passeriformes; Paridae
Gene: INPP5J
Product: inositol polyphosphate-5-phosphatase J
Biological process (GO): negative regulation of peptidyl-serine phosphorylation; phosphatidylinositol dephosphorylation
Cellular component (GO): cytoplasm; plasma membrane; ruffle
Molecular function (GO): phosphatidylinositol-4,5-bisphosphate 5-phosphatase activity; phosphatidylinositol-3,4,5-trisphosphate 5-phosphatase activity
Source: RefSeq, a predicted model, not a curated record